AUGCGGGAAGUCAACUUCAGCAUCCCUAAUGUGAACAAGGCCUCGGUCAACAUCACAACCACCCUCUACGACCGACGUGCCCUUGAUUGCACAUCCACCCUACCGUUGAUAAACUCGCUGAAUCACCUUGCCUAUCUCACAACUUCCUCUGCACGAAUCCGGGAUAUCCUCACCGUCGAUGGCGGAAUCGAACGACUUGUCUGCAUCCUGAAGGAGGGCAGAAGUAAGGAUCUGAUGGAGAUGUGGAAAUGGAGCCUAGCAUUUCAAUGUGUGGUAAACAUCGGAGUCCGGGGAUCAGAGAACGUGAGGACCAGAGUCGUGGAAGCCGACAUGGUCCCGGUGAUUGCCACCAUCUUGGAUAAUUAUAUCAAGGUGGUGGACAAGGUCCGAUCGCGUGCCGAUCCCGAAUCUCACAAACAGUCUAGCCGAUCGGCCAUCCCAAGCAAAUCCAGUUCCUCCGUUCAUGAGGUCCCCAGCCGGUCUGGUCCCGAAUCCAACACUCCCACCGAAUCUCGUUCUUCGCGCCGCCAAGCCCCUCCUCCAAGCAUCGAAAUCCCCCAACCAUAUUAUCAGGAUAAUCAGCCGACUGACUCGGACGUCAUGGAUGUUACUUCACCUCCGCGCGCUCCGAUGACCUCCCCACCCGACCGCAGUACCUUCCGACAGGACGUUCAUAAUCACCGGACCCAUGACGCUCGCUACACCCGCUCCAGUCAUCGCCUGCGCACCAUGCAGCCUCUGGCCACCGCCAUUCCUCCGAUGGAUACCACCGAGGCAUUUGGUUUGCGACCUGUGCGUGAUGCGGAACGCCUUGCCAGUAUGCUUCCAGGAUUGCAGACGGGCAUAAUCUCACAACCUGAAUCCCCGACAACUCCCAGCGGGCCGCUCCAGUCCCAAGCUCGAAAUAUCCCCCCGCCGCCUCCCCCAGCUCGGCAGAGACCUUCAAUCAGACAGCAGCAAUCUGCUUCGGGUGAAUCGGAUGAUGCCAAUGGAGAGGACUUGGCUAUGGGUGAUGACGCUGUCUUGGGGCAGGGAACUGAGCCUAUUGUUGGUCUACCAAACCGGAUGGAUAUAGACAGCGUUGAUGAACAGUCGACAACUACUAUGAUCGAUGAUGUCUCGGCUAGCCACGGUGGUUUGACUGUCACAGAUCCUUCUGAGGAAGGCCCAGAGGCUGAAACAUUUAACAUCGCUCAUCGCUCUGCAGUCGAUGGCAGCAUAAUCAACAACACCGCCAACACACAAACCAACGGUGGACUGGGUUUAUCCCCCACUCAGGCUCCGAACAACCCUAAUUCCCCCACUCUCGCCCCCAGUCCUUACGCCUUGUACCUCCGUGACCGAAACACCCCCGCGACUCAGGGCGUUCUGACCACCAUGCCCCGGGAUGAAGAUGUCUUAAUGUCCCUGCAGCUCCUAGCAUACGUUUCCAAGUACUGCAACCUACGGUCAUAUUUCCAACGCUCGCACCUUGUUCCCAAACUCAAGAUCGAUAGCGAAUUGCAUCUCUUGGAUGAAAAUGCUGAUCCGUCUUCUCCCGUCGAGUCUCCCGAGGAGGAAGAUGAGUACUUGCUACCUGAUGAUGUCAACAUCUUUCCCUUGGUGGAGAAGUUCACUGUCCGACAUCACUCAAAGGACAUGCAGUACUGGGCGUGCGUGGUGAUGAGAAACCUCUGUCGCAAGGACGAGUCACGAGGUGGGAUUCGUCAGUGUGCAUACUACAAGUGUGGCAAAUGGGAGGAGUUCCAGCGACAGUUUGCCAAGUGCCGUCGUUGUCGACGCACCAAGUACUGCAGCAAAGACUGCCAGAAGGCAGCAUGGGUAUAUCACCGCCACUGGUGCCACACCACCCCUUGA
Messenger RNA from Penicillium odoratum, 1857 nucleotides. It is a transcript of the gene samB, whose product is annotated as MYND-type zinc finger protein MUB1. The coding region runs from base 1 to 1857 and encodes 618 amino acids. The record is from RefSeq and is a predicted model, not a curated record. Gene Ontology annotation, cellular component: MUB1-RAD6-UBR2 ubiquitin ligase complex. Gene Ontology annotation, biological process: establishment or maintenance of cell polarity; ubiquitin-dependent protein catabolic process. NCBI's taxonomy places the organism in Eukaryota, Fungi, Ascomycota, Eurotiomycetes, Eurotiales, Aspergillaceae. The transcript has a single exon.